Molecule: messenger RNA, 1903 nt
Organism: Culex quinquefasciatus (southern house mosquito)
Lineage: Eukaryota; Metazoa; Arthropoda; Insecta; Diptera; Culicidae
Gene: Swt1
Product: titin
Exons: 2
Coding region: 79-1740 (553 amino acids)
Cellular component (GO): nucleus
Molecular function (GO): protein binding
Source: RefSeq, a predicted model, not a curated record
UUACCAACACCGUUGUCCAAAGAUUCAAGAAUCAACACGAAAAAAUCCCUUCGUCGCAGAACCGAAAAGAAUUCAACCAUGUCCUCCGGGGACACCUCCGGCUCGAAGGAGCCGGUCCCGAAAAAGGAGCCCACGGAACCACCCCUCCCGCCGGGUUGGGCCCGGAUCGCGUCCAAGAAACGGCCCGGCAAGCACUACUACUUCAACGCCGCGUCCAACACGAGCCUGUGGGAACAUCCGGCCCGGGCGCUGGCCCAGGAGGCGAAGAUUGUGGCCAAUGUUGGCGCAGCCAAAAAGAAGAAGGCGAAGGAUGGUGAGAAGAAGGUCGUCCAGCUGCGGAAUGACACGCAGUUCAAGAAGAAGAAUCUGGCUAAACUGCGGAUGGAGUCGAUCCGGACGCAGCAGGAUGAGGAGAGGAAGACGGUGGUCAAGAAGACUGCAAGUCCCAGAAGGAAACCGGAAGUUAAGGUGACUUCUUCACCCAAGAAGAAGCCGGAAGUUCCGGUUAAGAAACCAGAGAAGCCGGAAGUGAAGAAGGUCGCUUCCCCUAAGAAGGUUGCCCCAAAGAAGCAGGAAGUCGUUAAGACAUCCCCUCGCCAGAAGAGGAAACUUACCGAGGAUUCUCCAAAAAGUGCCAAAAAGAAGCCGGCGGAAGCUUCUAAGACGAGCGCCAAAAGUCAUGCCAUCGCGAAGAAGACAUCUCCGGUCAAAGCGAAGCCCAAAACGGUGCUGGCGAUCAAGAAGGAGGUGGAAUCGCUGAAGCAGUUCAAAAUUCCCAAGAAGCCACCGGAGGUGGAACCCGUUCCCUCCCCGGUUCUCGUAGACAUUCGAAAGCUGGAGGAAGUGAAGCCGGAAGUACCUGUAGAAACACCGAAGAGUAUUCCUGUUGUGGUUCCGGCGGUGUCGCCGAAACCCUGCUUGGAACCAUCGCCACGGAGUCAUUCAACGCCGAAGGUCGCGGCGGUUCCUCAAGACUCGUUCACCAAAUCCCCGGCCAACGAUCGGUUGGCCCAGCUGCGAAACCAAAUCGCUCAAAACGUUGAACUCGACGAGGACGCCGAAAUGACCGACUUGAGCGUGGACAAUUCCACGCUCGAAGUUGAAGAAAUGGAGUGGGAGGACAUUCCGGAGGAGGUCGCCCUGCAGGAGGUCGUAACCAUUCGACGAUCGCUUGGACUCAAACUUGCCGGCUCCGGCCAAACCCCAUCCAUUCCCGAUCACCAAUCCCACCAGGAAGACCAGGUCAGCAGCUCGUUCCAGCGCUUCUUCUUCGUCGUCGUCGACACCAACAUCUUCCUGUCCCACCUGAAACCCCUCGAGACGCUCCUAACCACCGGAAUCCCCUCCGUCGGCCAACCCAUCCUCAUCAUCCCGUACAUCGUGCUGCAAGAGUUGGACCGAAUCAAACACCGCGAAGCCGGACGGCCCCUCUCCCAAGCCGCUUGCCGCUCAAUCCGCUUUCUCAACGACCUCCUAAAGCGCCGAGAUCCCCGCAUCCGCGGCCAGUCCACGAUCGAAGCGGCCGCGCCCAUCAUCCCGAUCGAAAACCCCGACGACCACAUCGUCAACUGUUGCUGCCAGCAGCUGGGACAAGUGCGCGCCGAACUGUUCCUACUGUCCAACGACGUGAAUCUGCGCAACAAGGCGCUCGUCAGCGGACUGACGGCGGUUUCGUUUGGCGAGCUGAUGGCCGAGGCGGAACGGUUGCGGAAGGUGGCGGCGUCGGCGGCGAGUGGGUGACCGCAGGGGAGGUUGAGGUUAACUAGUCGUAAGGGGACGCGAGCAAUCGAGUGCUGUGAAAUUAUGUACGCGCCACAAAGUGGCGCAGAGAGUUCAAUAAGUAUAUUUUUGACCGCCCGUUUUACGACGCCUUUUGUCGUAGGCAUUUGUUACCUAAAAAGAG